Messenger RNA from Temnothorax curvispinosus, 927 nucleotides. Its product is annotated as proteasome subunit alpha type-6-like. The transcript is spliced from 5 exons. The coding region runs from base 51 to 791 and encodes 246 amino acids. Gene Ontology annotation, cellular component: proteasome core complex; proteasome core complex, alpha-subunit complex; nucleus. Lineage: Eukaryota; Metazoa; Arthropoda; Insecta; Hymenoptera; Formicidae. Gene Ontology annotation, biological process: ubiquitin-dependent protein catabolic process. The record is from RefSeq and is a predicted model, not a curated record.
UCACCUCGGUCGGGAAGCGCAAUCAAUCGGCGAUUUCUGUAUUAGCAAACAUGGCGCGCGGGAGUAGUGCUGGUUUUGACAGGCAUAUCACGAUCUUUUCGCCGGAAGGCCGGCUUUACCAAGUAGAAUACGCCUUCAAAGCCAUCAAUCAAGGUGGCCUGACGUCAGUAGCCGUCAAAGGGGACGGGACGGUCGUUUUCGCGACACAGAAGAAAGUGCCCGACAAGUUGCUCGAUGCCUGCAGCGUCACCCAUGUAUUUCAGCUGACCGAGUACAUCGGUUGUGUCAUGACUGGUAUGAUAGCCGACAGCAAGUCCCAAGUGCAACGCGCGCGAUACGAAGCGGCUCAUUUUAAGUAUAAGUACGGCUACGAGAUACCUGUGGACGCUCUGUGCCAGCGUAUCGCCGACAUUAGUCAAGUUUACACGCAGAAUGCGGAGAUGCGACCCCUCGGGUGUUCCAUGAUGCUCAUCGCUUACGACAAAGAGAAAGGUCCGUGCAUCUACAAGGCCGAUCCGGCGGGAUAUUUCUGCGGUUAUAGAGCCAUUUCCGUCGGGGCGAAGCAAACGGAAGCUAAUUCCUAUCUCGAGAAGAAAUUGAAGAAGAAACAGAAUUACGAUUACGACGAGACCAUACAGCUAGCCAUUACUUGUCUGUCUACGGUAUUGUCUGUAGACUUUAAACCAACGGAAAUUGAAGUGGGAGUUGUAUCGAAGGACAAUCCCAAAUUUCGCAUACUGACCGAGCAAGAGAUUGAUAAACAUUUAACCGCAAUCGCCGAAAAGGAUUGAUAAUAUUGUAACACAAUUCAUAAGAAAUAAACAUGUCCUGCUUAAUACAAUUUUUUUUUACUUAAUAUAUUUAACGGAUUAUGUAUAAGAUUAGGAAUUCGUGCAGAAUAAAAUUCAUCGAGCGUUACUUAAUAAA